Messenger RNA from Tyto alba (common barn owl), 1863 nucleotides. Its product is annotated as zinc finger protein 397-like. Gene Ontology annotation, molecular function: DNA-binding transcription factor activity, RNA polymerase II-specific; RNA polymerase II cis-regulatory region sequence-specific DNA binding. NCBI's taxonomy places the organism in Eukaryota, Metazoa, Chordata, Aves, Strigiformes, Tytonidae. The transcript is spliced from 5 exons. The record is from RefSeq and is a predicted model, not a curated record. Gene Ontology annotation, biological process: regulation of transcription by RNA polymerase II. The coding region runs from base 141 to 1283 and encodes 380 amino acids.
UCGGCCCCACGCAGGAGCGGCGGGGUGGGGCGCACCGCUGCCCCGCUGCCAGCCGCUGCCUUCCCCGCGCCGGGGAGAGCCGGCGGCAGGCCCGGGGAGGAGCGAAGCCCGAUCCCCCGGCGAAGCAGCCGGGAGGGAAGAUGGAGCCGGUAAUAGAGUCUGUAUUCUUUCUUCUCCAGGAGCCCGGGAAGACUGAUGUUACGGAAUAUACAGGGUGCUGCAUUUUGAGUGACAAUGAGGAAGAGGGAGUCAUCCCCGAAGGCCUUAAGCAAGAUGUACUGCCUCAGGUACCUGAAGCCCACAGCCCAGACAGCGGGGCAGCCAGUCUGCAAAGGCAGCAAAGGGCAGCCUGUAAUAAUCCCCCUCACCAAAAAGGAAGUUCCAGAAAACUCGCCUACAUCGCUGAUGGCCAGAAACUGCACACAGAAGAGAAAACCUACAAGUGUACAGAAUGUGGGAAGGGCUUUAAGGGGCGCUCCAGGCUUCUGAAGCACCUGCAAACCCACACAAGAGAAAAAAUGUUUGAGUGUGUUGAAUGUGGGAAGAGCUUUAGCAGGAAGGCCAAUCUGGUGGUACACCAGAGAAUCCAUACAGGGGAGAGGCCCUACAAGUGCAAGGAAUGUGAGAAAACCUUUAGCCGUACCUCAAACCUUAUCGCUCACCGCAAAACCCACGCGAAAAAGAAAGCCUUUUCCUGCACCACAUGCAGGAAAAGCUUCAGUGGGAGUGCAGCUCUUUUCAGGCACCAGAAAGUCCAUAUGGAUGAGAAGCCCUAUAGGUGUACUGAGUGUGGAAAUAGCUUCCGUCUGUGCUCAAACUUCAUUAAACAUCAACAGAUUCAUUUGAGAGAGGCAUCCAGUGAACACACAGCAGAUGCAAACGGCUCCGAAUUUACCUCUCUGCAUCAUAAAGAGCAAAGGUGUGAUGCAGAGAAAUGUGAGAUGGAUCACUUGAAUCUUGUUCAUGAAGAGUUGAAGAAAAUGAGGGAAAAUAUGGAUAUGCUGCUUCUGAAUCAGCAAAGUCAGCUGCAGGUCCUGCAAGAAAUUCAGAAACAACUGAAUAUACUCCUCCCAGGCAAUGAUCUCAUUAAUUCAAAUGUUUAUAGUUUAGGACUUCUGCUAGGACGGCAGGCAGCUGCAGCGGCGUCUCUUUCUUUUCCCCUUCUUAAUCCCAGCAGUCUCCUCCCUGAAAAUAUGAGCCUCUUGGCCCGGUCAUCUGCCUCUGGAGUUCAGCCUACCACUCGGCUCCCAACCUCUCAAUAUCCUGCGUCUUCCACAACUUGAUCAGCACUGUGCUGUGAACCUAUCCAAUGUAAACAAAAUGUGACUACUGUUUGGUACUGUUUUCUCACUCCAACAUGUGAUCUCUGUGUUGUAAUGUUGAAACUGUAGACCUGUGAAGAUGCUGACUCAGACUUGGAAAGAUGCAUGCCUCAGAUGCACCAUCAAGCAGCAGUUGAUCAAAUCCACUGCCCAUUCAUUUGUUGCAGCAUGCAGACAUUUUGGCCAGGAAUGUAUUUUGUCAAGGUAGCUCAAGAGAUCUUUAUCGCUGGGGUGUAGUGAAGUGCAACAUCCAUAUGUAAGAUUAGGCAUAAGAUUUAAGCAUAUUUUUAUACCUGAUAUACAUUUAAUAUGUACUUGGGCAACUGGACCUCUCCUAAUGAGCUGAAGCUAAUGAUAGAAUCAUCAGGGAUAGUUUAAGCAACUCCUGUUAAGUCUGAUUUGUGUAGAGGUAAGCAACAUGCUUAUGUAAAGGUUAACUGGACCUCUAUUCCCAGCAUUCAUUUGCAAAAGCUUCCUUCAUUCAGGAAGCCUUUAAAUUAUGUGACUUUAGCCGAUUCUUAGGCCAGCGUCACUACUAAAA